Mucor mucedo is the source of this 1186-nucleotide messenger RNA. RefSeq lists its product as uncharacterized. The transcript has 5 exons. Gene Ontology annotation, cellular component: cytoplasm. Gene Ontology annotation, molecular function: ubiquitin-protein transferase inhibitor activity. The record is from RefSeq and is a predicted model, not a curated record. NCBI's taxonomy places the organism in Eukaryota, Fungi, Mucoromycota, Mucoromycetes, Mucorales, Mucoraceae. The coding region runs from base 162 to 1097 and encodes 311 amino acids.
ACCCAACCAAGUGAUUUCUUUAUCGGAUCCGACCUUACUCUCUCUCAUCCAACGCUGUCUCGUAAGUUCUCUGUUUUAAAAGAAAAGAAUAAGAAUGUAUGAGUUCUCAUCCCAGUUUCUAAUAGUUGUUAUCUCAUUCUUUUGGCUUUACAGCUGACAGAAUGAUGUGUGUCUAUGAAUACUUGCAGAAAAAGGAUCACCAUGAAAUUUCAAAAGAAGAUCAAAUAUCGGAUGAUGACCGGCAAAUGAUUAAUUCAAGAAUGUAUCCUCUGAGUCAUCGUGGGAUAGGUGCGGUUAUUUCUUUCUCCGUGUACGACAGCCGACUCUCAAGUAAGCCAGUUGGACUCCUUUGUGAAACCACCGAUGCACUGGCAUUUGCUAAAAAGUACAUAGGCACCGUUGUCCAAUUACUCUCCGGCUCAAAUGCGAUGCAGGUAGACAAGGGCAUCUUUGUACUACUUUACUUGUCUGACGAAAUAAAGACGACGGUGACGAUGCUCGAUUUGGAGAAACAGGUGGAAGGACCGAACGGUGCGUUUCAAGCCAGCCAACUGAUUGAAAUAAUCUCGUCUGUAGCUGCCACACACCCAGAUCCUUCGCUGCGUUUCUUUAGUUAUAAGCUAGUAGAAAAGUUUUUGAAUUUUGGAGAUGAAGAAACACGUGUGUUUCUUUUAAGAGAACUAUUAGAGACCUGCCCGUUUCAUUGUAUGAAGACAGCGGCCAUUGGUUUACUCAAAGAACAAAUCAACCAAGCCUUUGCCAAGGGUGUUUCCGUAUUCACAAGUCCGUUGAUUGUAAAAGUAUUCUUUCCUCUUGUGUUUCAAUGCGAUUGGAACGAGGAAGCGUUUUGGGAUGACUAUGCUCAUGUGAUGCAAGCUCUCAAUCUGUAUUUUUACUUGCUUAUUAAAGACAGACCUCAUAAUUUGACGACAGUGUGGAGUACAGAGAAUAUCAAGAGUAUGCAGAAGAACUACUUGAAUCCGCUUACUCACUUACUUGAUACAUUGAAACCCAAUAAGGAAAUUGAAUGUCAAGAUAUGCAAGUUGAUAUGAUGAGAAAUGUCGUAUCUAAAAUCCUUGCCAUAGUUUCAGACUAACUUUUAUAUGAGACAAUAUAUACAUAUAAAAAAGAAUAUACAAAUUUGAUGGGGUAUAAAAUAAAAUAAAAUCAACCCUAUUUUAGGCA